Messenger RNA from Pseudoliparis swirei, 3500 nucleotides. RefSeq names its product sterile alpha motif domain-containing protein 9-like. The coding region runs from base 6 to 2831 and encodes 941 amino acids. NCBI's taxonomy places the organism in Eukaryota, Metazoa, Chordata, Actinopteri, Perciformes, Liparidae. The record is from RefSeq and is a predicted model, not a curated record. The transcript has 3 exons. Gene Ontology annotation, cellular component: cytoplasm.
CCGAGAUGGCGAGAAGACCCGCCGAGUCACUGUUGGAUGUUCUCUCUCCAAAUCCAUUCGAAGGAGUGACUUCCCCUGCAGAUGUUCUUCAUCAGACAGAGGAAAACUUCUACAGAGGGGCCCCACCCAGAUGGUUCAACUUUUACAUCAGCGACCAGAGAGUGGCCGAUGGCUCCGGAACUCCCUUCAUCAAACGAGACGGAUACAACGCACUCGUGCAAACAGUUCAACUGAAGGGAAAAACCCCGGGAAUAACAAUUGUUAAACUGUUCCACCAGCCAGGGUGCGGGGGCACCACGCUGGCCAUGAAGGUGCUGUGGGACUUGAGGAAAAUCUUCACGAGCGCCGUUUUAACCGACUCGGCCUCAAACACCACAAAUAUUGCAGAGGAGGUUGUCCAGCUCUUCAAAGAUGGCAACCGCAAGACCGUGCUGCUGCUGGUGAACAAUAUGCAGAGGUUGGAAGCUCUGCAAGAGAGCAUUAAGAUCGAGAUGGCCAGCCGAGAGAUGCACGUCGACUCCCGCAAGGCUGCGGUGAUUAUACUCAACUGUGUAAGAAAGGACGCAGUUCUAACGACGUCCCAUGUCGUCUUCCUACAGAAAGUACUUUCUAAAGAUGAGAAGAUAAAAUUUGAUGAGAAAAGAGAUGAGCUUCGCAAAAGGUACGGGGAUAAAAGCAAACAAUUUCACGGCUUUAACAUCAUGCAAACCAAUUUCUCCAAGACUUACAUCCAAGAGGCAUGUGCUGUUUUCAUUAACACCACAACAGCCGAAAGUCCACAGAUGACCCAGCUUGAUGCCUGCUUGUCCCUGCUGAAUGCCUACGUACCGGGCUCAUACCUCCUGGAGUCUCAGUGCUUGGACUUCUUCAAACACGGCGACUACGCCCACGGAGACUCUCCCCUGAAGGAACGAAUGAGCACCUUCGGCCAUCUCAUCAUCACAUUCCAAGAAGAUAGAAGUUCUGAAAUGAAAGUCUGCAUAGCUCACCGUAUGAUAGCGCAGCAUUGCACUGAACUGUUGGCCGAGACCGGUAUGACCAGAAGUGAAACGGCAAGUUACCUGUUGACUCAUUUCAACAGCGAUGAGUUGCCUUCAUUUUUGGUCAGUUUCAUCAAAGACAUGCUGACCAAGAGAGAAACAAAACCCAACGAAGAGGACCCAGGCAAUGGAACAUGGAUCAUUGAGGACAAUGAAAGGUUUUCUAGGCUGAUUCUAGACAUUCAAAGUGUUGAGCGUCAACUUGAGUGUGUGAAUGUUCUAGUGGUGGCGUCAGAAAGGUUUAAUCGGAAUGCAUUUUUUCCACAAGCACUUGCUCGUUUUUAUUCCAUAGAACUAAAAAACUACAUUAAGGCUGAAAAGUGGGCAAAGAUAGCAAAGCUCAGAUAUCCCCAAAGUUCCUUCAUUGCUGAUACACUGGGCCAAGUCUAUAAGAACCAAUUGAAGAACCAGAAGCAUUGCGCCAAACCAAGAGCCCUUUUGGAACUGGCCUCAAAGGCCAUUGAAGCUUUCAAAGAUGAAGAAAGACUUGCUGAAAAUGAAAGUGGGACGGAGACGAGAGGAGAUGGCACUACCAAAAUCUCAAAAGUUUUUAACAUCCACGGGCAGUUUGGUUACUUGGAUGUCUGCAACCUUCUGUACAAGAAGCUUGUGAGUCAGGACGAUACUUGGAGAGAAGUUCUCACAAAGAAGGCGCCCUUGAACUCGGUCCUGAAAUCCCUUGGAGACGCCGAGCACAGCAGAUUCAAGGUUCUAAUAGACGGCCUCAAAGACGACAUUGAGAGAAAAUGCGCAUUCUUCGAUACAUAUCUGACUUAUUCAAAGCCAGAACAGAAAGAUGAUCCCGCGUACAUUUCCAAAGGCACCUCAGAGUGCUACAAAAAUUUUGUCGGGAACUCCCCGUCCAAGGAUUUCAAGGCAGAAGGCGCGGCUCUCAUCCAGAAGCUCAAAGAAAACCUGGCGGACACCUCCGCCGGAGUGCUCUCGUGUCUGGACCGAGAAUGCAAGGAAUCGGACCUCAAAGAAAUAACGACAUGGUGGGAGAAAAUCUUUCUUGAGAAAGAAUCCGUCGUCGCUCUGGCCAACUACAUCCUCGCUCACAUCAUGUUGAGGAACAUGGAAGCCGAGUUACCUCUCGACUGCAAGCAUUUGGAUGCAUUCAAACAGAAAAUGCCUCGGAUCCCCAACCAAUCGCCCGAGCUCCACAUGUUGGUCCUCCUCCUCUCCUGGCCCACGGAGAGUGAAGCCAAUUGUGUCCUUGAUCUGAAUCGAUUGAUCCACAACAUGCACUGCUCUUACGAAGUUACAUACAAGGCACAGUUUCGAUCGAGGUACCUCCGCCCCCUGUUUUUCAUUGGAAAUGGUGAAGGUCUGAACAGAAUUGUUCACAGAAAGAUCCUUGAGCAAAAUGUGCAAACAAGACAAGAUUGGACCAGAGAUACGAUUUUCCAAGAUGCCACGGUCAAAGCUCGCCUGGUCAGAGUUCAAGGGGUGGUGCGAAACUACCGAGUCUUCGCAACAAUUGGAGGUGCGGCGAUUGAGGUUCAUGCAAACAUCCAAAACUGCCUCUGGAAAGCACAACAAGUUUCCUUUUACCUCGGAUUUACCAUCAGAGGUCCCGUCGCGUUUGACAUCCAGACAAAACCUGGAGCCAAAGAUAAGAAAGCAGAAGAAAUCUCAGGGGAGAAUUUUUUUAUUGGCUCAGAACCCGAGCAAAUAAAACCAGACGAUACCACUGGAGGUGGUCAUUUUGUGGAUCGCCAUCGGACACAACUGGUGCAGAGCGUGAGCGACACGCCAUUCGUCCUGAAGAAGCUCGAGGACGAGGGCUAGAUCUCGGAAAAGAACUCCGAGUCGUUGAGAUCCUUAAACGACUCGCAGAAACAGAUGAGCGGCAUUCUCCGGUGUCUGACUUCCAAAGGCAAAGACGCACUCUGCAACAUCCUGAAAGGGAUGAGGAGCAUGAGGCCUCUCAUCACCGAGCUCGAGGAAUCCGAGGAAAGGAAUGUUUAGAAUCUGGGAGGAGUCGUCUUGCUUUUUGCCGUCUGGCUUUUUCCGAGCUUUUUACGUGUCGCUAGUUCCGAAAACGUGCCGAGUGGGCCGCCGCCUGUCAAAAUUAUGAUUGGGAUAUUUUAAUAAUUAUUUUAGGUGGUGUUUGGUGUUUGAAUUGUGUUGAAAUGGCUCACUGAUUCUUGUGGCCCAAGUUGGGAUCUUUAAUUUGAUGUACAACAUCAAUAUAUUAGCUCUGCCCCUAAGAAAUAUAAUUUUGCCCCUGAUAUCACUUGAAAAAAAUGCCCCCAUAAUUUCCUCUAAUAAUGAUAAUUUAAUAGCGUUUUUUUUGUUCUUUGUUGUGUGUCCUUUCUGUAUUGCCUGUACUAGGUACGUACACACAAAAAAUCAAUAAAUACAAUUUUGAAUUGAAACAAAUAAGAUAGAAUUGUUAAUAGUUGUUUAAAUAACAAGAAAUAACCACAAAGAAAUAAAAGAAAAAUUUAAUAUGAU